Magallana angulata is the source of this 1271-nucleotide messenger RNA. Its product is annotated as piggyBac transposable element-derived protein 2-like. Lineage: Eukaryota; Metazoa; Mollusca; Bivalvia; Ostreida; Ostreidae. The coding region runs from base 486 to 1271 and encodes 261 amino acids. The record is from RefSeq and is a predicted model, not a curated record. The transcript has 3 exons.
UUGUGUAAGGUCAUCUAAAUAUAAAAAAAUAUGAUUGAAAUAUGCACGUACGUGCAGAAAAGCAGUCAAACGUCAUGAAAUAUAAGAAUUUGGGCUGAUUUAUAAUUAACCAAUCUUAAUUUACUGAGCAAAUUUUCUAGUUGAAAUUACCAUAUAUAAAACGAUUAAGAUUUUUACUGCAAUUUUCGUAUCGGACAUGAUAUUGUAUGAUUAAAAAUAAAAAAGAUAUCCGCGAAUGAAAAUCGGUUGUUCUGAUCGUGGAAAAUAGAUGAUCUAAAAAGCGUGUUCAAAAGAAAAUUAAAGGAAUUGGAUAUAGAAAGAAGCAAGCCAUUUUGACGUUCUAUUAGCUUGGACAAGGCGUUAUAAAAAAGAAAGACUAGGCUACAAAUAAUUGAAAAAAAAAUAAUACAGAUUCCCGACAGGUUCAACAAGGUUCCAGUUUCUAAAAAUAAAAAUUCACGUCACAUGUUGGUUGUAUAGCAACAAUGUACACAGCGCGGAAAAUUAACAUGGCUUCCCGUGACGGCGAAAGUGACAGUGAUUCAUCCGACGACGAUUUGUACAGCAGUUCUGCGGGUUCAGACAUUAACAUUGAUGAUUCUUUAGAUUCUUUUUCAUCUGAUACGGAUGAGGAUGAUGAUCCGAACUCCCAGUCGUCUUUAGAGACUUUCUCUAGUCAGAUCAGCGAUUCAGAGGGUCCCGGUUUUUGGUCCAGCGAAUUGCAUCCCGUGUCGGUCGCACCGUUCUCAGAGGAAACCGGUCCAAGUCACGAUUUGACGCCGAAUGACAACAUUUUGAGCUACUUCUUUUUGAUGGUAUCGGAGGUUUUCUUUGAGAGAGUGUCCAAUGAAACCAACAGGUACGCUGCUCAGGAAUUCGAGAAAAGAGGUCACCGUGACGCGGAUUGGAUUGACACUUCUCCUCAGGAAAUCAAGGCGUAUUUUGGCCUGCACAUCCUUAUGGGCACCAACCAGCUUCCAAGUGCAGAUAUGUACUGGUCACAAAACAAGUUCUUAGGAAACCAAGGAUUCAAAGACACUAUGAGUAGGAGCCGUUUCCGGAGAUUGACAGAGUAUCUACACUUGAAUGACAAUACAACUCAAGGCCCUGUGGGAUCUCCUGAGUAUGACUGGCUUCACAAGAUACGCCCAUUGAUAGAGAUGACUCGGAGAAAUUUCCAGAGGUAUAUGAUGCCUGGACAGUGUCAGAGCAUAGAUGAGGGGAUGAUGCGCUACAAAGGUCAUUACUUCGCAAAGCAGUAUACACCAUGA